AUGGAAGACAAUCUCUUAUUAAAAACGGAUUCGUACAAAGUAUCACACUGGAAACAAUAUCCUUCUAAUACAACUUUCGUUUAUUCUUAUUUGGAAAGCCGUGGUGGUUCAUAUGAAUCAACUGUCUUUUUUGGCUUACAAUAUAUAUUGAAAAAACAUUUGGUUGGCAAAGUUGUGACAAGAGAGAAAUUAGAUGAAGCUGCUACUUUCUGGAAAGAGCAUUUAAAACAAGAUCUUGUGAAUUAUGAAAUGUGGGAAUAUAUAAUUGAACAUCAUAAUGGACAUUUACCCAUCAUAAUAAAAGCUGUACCUGAAGGCAGCGUUGUACCAUUACAUAAUGUUUUAAUGACAAUUGAAAAUACAGAUCCAAAAUGUUUUAGUUUAGCAGGAUAUUUAGAAACACUAUUAUUGCAAAUAUGGUAUCCAAUAACGAUUGCAUCAAAUUCAAGAGAAAUCAAAAAAAUUUUACUCAAAUCAUUGAAGAAAACUGGUGAUCCUAAUCUCAUCCCAUUUCAAUUGCAUGACUUUGGUUUUCGUGGAGUAUCGUCAUAUGAAACUUCAGCUAUUGGUGCAGCUUCGCAUUUAACAUCAUUUAUGGGUUCAGAUACAAUAUCGGGCAGUGUGUUAGCGAGAAACUAUUAUAAUUCAAGACAAAUAGCGGCUUAUUCAAUACCAGCAACAGAACAUUCGACAAUUGUCUCGUGGGGUAAAGACAAUGAAUGUAAAGCGUACGAACAUGUACUAGGUAAAUAUCUUUAG
Messenger RNA from Didymodactylos carnosus, 759 nucleotides. Lineage: Eukaryota; Metazoa; Rotifera; Eurotatoria; Philodinida; Philodinidae. The record is from the annotation of a GenBank genome assembly.